Formica exsecta is the source of this 2049-nucleotide messenger RNA. RefSeq names its product peroxisome biogenesis factor 2 (gene Pex2). The record is from RefSeq and is a predicted model, not a curated record. The transcript is spliced from 2 exons. Lineage: Eukaryota; Metazoa; Arthropoda; Insecta; Hymenoptera; Formicidae. Gene Ontology annotation, biological process: protein import into peroxisome matrix. Gene Ontology annotation, molecular function: zinc ion binding. Gene Ontology annotation, cellular component: peroxisomal membrane. The coding region runs from base 347 to 1279 and encodes 310 amino acids.
AUUCCAACGAACGAUGCGAACGUGAAACGUAAGUGCGCGAUCUGACACUCUGACAGUUGUAAUAUAUCAUAACCUCUUUGUUCGCUUACGAAUUAUACAUCAAUUUAUUUUGUUCAAACGCGCGAAACAACGACCAUUUCAGUAUCGUAAACUAAUUGGAACGGACAUAUAGUUUUGCGUGAUCGCUCAAUUGCGCCUAACUUCACACGAGUCAAUUUUCGAAAGGGACCUUCCGGUAUCACCACGGUCCAGUCUUCGGAAUCUUUGACGAUUUUCGUAUCUUUGAUUGCUUGAUUCGUUUGAUUCGUUUCUCGUCGACGUGAAGAGGAAUUAUUAUAGACAGCUUAUGCAACUGGAAUUAAGUCAAAUCAAGAUGACGCCAUCACCUUACGUCUCUCGAAUAAAUCAGAUCGAUGCCGCUCAGUUAGACACGGAGAUUUACAAAGUACUGAAAAAUCAAACCAAAGAAAUCGCGAGAUACAGCGCGCCUGGCAAGAUCGACAAAUGGCAAGCAGAAGUAGACGUUCUCUUGAAAUUUCUCAUCUGGAAAUUCUCGCUGCAACGAGGAUCCUCCACAUUCGGCCAGCAACUCCUCAAUUUGCAGUACGCUAACAUCAAUCAGAAGAAAGCUGUACUUUAUUUAAUUCUAAGCGUUCUACCUCAAUAUCUGAAAGACAAGUUGGGUAAUGAAAAUUUUUCGGAUCGUGGCGUGCUCGCUCAAUGUCUAAAAUCGUUCGUCGAUUGCACAUCGAACGCUGUCAGUCUCCUGGAGCUUAUCAAUCUGCUCUACUUUCUUCAUCGAGGUGUACAACCGCGUGUGAUAGAGUUUCUGCUAAAUCUGUCGAGUCAGUCGAUAACGACGCAUCAACCCAGAACAAUCGGCUACUCGUACAUGACGAGGGAACUGCUAUGGCACGGUUUGAUGGAGCUCUUCACCAUUGGCAUACCCAUGAUCAACUUCCAUUAUCUGAAGCACGCGGUAACCCGAUUCUGGCAGCAAACGGAACUGCAGGUGAGACGAUCGUUCCCGGUAAUGGACGCCGCGACCAAAUGCGCCUACUGUGAGGAGAAUCCGAUCCUGCCAUCGCAUGCCGGCUGCACACACGUCUUCUGUUACUACUGUUUGCAAGCGCACUUUACUGCGAUGAAUGUGUUCCACUGUCCCAGCUGCGAUAUUGAGCUCCACGCCGAAGAUAUGAAGAGAUACACAAUCGCGAGUGCACCGUCGAGUGACGACGAAGAGUCGGACGAUAGUUUUGAGAGAGUGGACAAUGGAUAAACGUGUGAACGUAUGUAUACUUUUAAUUUUAUCCAUAAUAAAAGUGAAUCGGUGAUCGCGGUGUGACGUGAUGGUGGCGGAUAUAAAUUGUGGUGCUUUUAUUCUUAAUCUAUAUUAAAUUAUCUAAUAUUAAAAUAAAUUAAAGUAAUUUAUUAUUACGCGGGGGAGGGGAGGUUAUUGAAUUAAACGAGUUCUGCAGGAGAAGAUUCGUCGCAAAGUAUGGCGAUUAAAAUAAGUACAAACGAUUUUAUUAUCAUAAUAUCAGAAUUAACUAUAAAUUCUGGAAAAAAUAAAAUAUAAAAAAAACGAAAAAAAAAUCACCUCUCUUUAAUCAUCGAUUUAUCACAAAACAAGGGCUAUGUCUGAUAUUAAUAUUUUUGAUUAAAAAUAGCAAUAUACAAAAUCUUCUUUAUUUUUCAUUUUAAUACAACGAAUCCUGAUUUUUUUCGACAUUUUUCUUCUUUUUCCGAAACAAAUAAUAAUAAUAGAUCGGUGUAUAUACUCUCUUGGUUCUUAUCAAAAAUUAUAUUAGAUUAUUACAUAAAAAUUUUAUGCUGCGCUGUAUAUUAUAAAACGCUAUUAUAAACGCUUCUUCUGCCGCCGCGCAGGUCGAUGGACCGAUCAUUUACAUGCGAUAAUGAUACGUUCAUCGAUUAAUUUAACAUUUAGCUGCUGCACCUGCGCUCGAUGGGCGGGUACGUCCCCGGAUUUAUUACAUGAGAAACGACAUAUUAUAAGCACUAGAGCACAGAGAAAGGAAAAAAAAAAAA